This is a messenger RNA of Symbiodinium sp. CCMP2592, 3120 nucleotides long. The record is from the annotation of a GenBank genome assembly. Lineage: Eukaryota; Dinophyceae; Suessiales; Symbiodiniaceae.
AUGCAAAAGCAAGCACCUUGCUGCCGCACUGACGUUCCGAAGUCCUUUGAAGCCAUCUCGAGGGGGCUACAAAGUCUGCAGGAGACUGAUCAAGUCGCAGAUGCAAGCCGCGCACUUUCCACGGAGAAUGAAAAUCUCCGACAAGAGCUGGUGCAGAGCAAGCAGGCCACCACGGAGGCAGAAACACGGCUCCAGGAGGUAACGCUGCAGCUCCACCAGUUUGGCCAGGCGAUCACCCAGUUCCAGAGCCAAUAUCAAGCAGAUGCCGCCACAAUUCAGCGACUCCAGGGCGACUUGGCAUCGACACAGGAAACUGGCGCCUCCCAGGCAGGGCAGCUGGAGUUGGCACUUCGGGAGCGGAACGAGGCCAACCAGAGGCUGCAGGAGGUCUUGCAGAGGAGCCAGGAGACCUCCCAAGUUGCACAUGCCGGCUCAACGGAGAACGAAAGGCUCCGGCAGGAGUUGGCGCAGAGCAGGGAGGAGCUGAUGCGAUGCGUGGCAAAGCUGCAAGAUGCAGAACGCUUGCAGCUCGAAAUCCGGCGUUUGCUGCCCUUUGAAGAGGCAAGCAAAGAGCUGGAGACGCGGCUCAAAGAGGCAGAGCUGCAGCUCGAGCAGCGGAGCCAGGCAAUGACAGAGCUCCAGCGCCAGCAUGCAGCCGACGCCGCUUCAAUCCAGCGCCUCCAGGGCGACCUCUUGUCGAUCCAGGAGACGGGGGAGUCCCAGGCAGGACAGCUGGAGUCGGCGCUACUGGAGCGCAACAAAGAGUGCGCGACACUGCGCCGGGAGCGUAACGAGGCCCAACAGAAGCUCCAGGAGGUCUUGCAGAGGAACCAGGAGAACCUCCAAGUGGCAGAUGCCGGCCGCGCACUUUCCACGGAGAAUGAAGCUUGGCUGCUGCGGUGGGCAGAGUGGAAGCAGGAGCUGAAAUCCUUGAACAGCGUGGUGGAGCGGUGCGUGGCAAAGAUGGAAGCUGAGAGUCGUGAACGCCCCUUCCUCGUGGAUAAGCGCAUGGUCACACAAAUGCUGGCAGCCUAUUUGGAGCAGCGGGAGAAUCCGGGAGAGGAGGUGCAGGCGCUGGAAAGACAUCCGGCGAUUCUGAACAAGAUGGCUGACCUCCUUGGCUUCACCUCAGCCGAGCGCGAGCAGGUAGGCUUGUCACAGAAGCGGAAGACACCGCUGCAGAUGCAGGAGCCACAAGGCCUCGCAGACCUGACCGACCGCUUCGUCGAUUUUCUGAUGGAGGAGUCGGUUGGGCCUCCCACAGAUUCCGAGACAUUUGCCCAAGUUUGCCAGGGCAUGAAGCCCAGAGAGGACUCCUCGCGGCGGACGAGUGGAGAUGUGGCCGGUGUGCGUCCGUCCUCCAUUACUGGCAUCCGCAACGCCAUGCUGGCAGUGCUACGGGAGGCGGCCCUGCAGACUGUCUCGGAGAUCUUACUAGAACGCCGGCGCCACCACAUCCGAGGGGCCCUAAGUUGCUGGCAUCAGAAUGCGAGGCGGCGCCAGCUGCAGCGCGAACAUGACAGGGCCGUUGUGGUGGCAGCUGGAUCAACAGAAAGGCUCCGGAAGCAGCAUGCCGACGAGGACGCGCUCACGCGCCAGCGAUGGAAGCAGGAGCGCGAGGUUCUCAUCAAACAAAUUGGGGAGGAGCCGUCGGAGGAGGAUGUGAGGAGACUCCUGCAGCUUGACUCGCAGCAUCGGAGCAACAUGUCCGUGCUGGGAGACAGACAGCAACGCGCUCACCAGGAGCACGACUUCGCCCAUGCCCAGGUCCAGAAGGGACACAAGAAGAACCUGAAGGUUAUGGCCUUUGCAGCCCUCGAGGCCAUGGUGAAGGCUUCGCCGGAGAAGCGGCCAGGCGACGUGCGUCUUUCGGAGGGCAGCCCUAGUGUCUGUUUUCUCCAAUGGGCCUUCACCGAGCAUCCCGAGGUCUGGUCCGUGCCCUUCCCACCAGCAGCAGAUCUAAUGCACGCCAUGGCGCAAACGGAGCAGCGGGUCUCCCUGGCAUCGGCGCUUUCAGAGCUGCGCUCGGCUGGACGCAGGGUCACGGCGAUUUCGAGACCCGGGAGCCUUUCAGGUGCCGCCGAGAAGCCGUGGGGCAAGGAGGCCACGGCGGUGCGCUUUCUCCGUCGUGCCCUGACGACGGCCGUUCGCCGUUCCGUUGGGUCCUUUUUUGGGCAUCUCAAGGUAUCGCCCCCUGCUUCUCCCAAGAGAUCUCGGGGACGUUCAACACUUGCCGGCACCGCAGCCCCGGCGACGGCUGGGGCCCUUCGCCACAGAGUGGCUUCCGCCUUCCACUUGGGGGAGGAGUUCCACGACAGCCGGCGUGCAGUGCCAGAGAUGGCAGCUGGAAGUCCUUUGGCAGCGCGCAUGAAGGCGCUGAAAGCAGACGCUGCCAAGCAGGCUCAGCCGCCACAGGCAGUUGCUCGGGCACCAACCGACCUUCAGCAUGCAGCAGCCACCAAAAUCCAAGCGCACGCCCGGGGGCGAUGGGUGCGCAAGCGUGUCCGGAAGAAGGCGACGAAGCCAGAGGAGAGCCACUUGCCUCCGCUACCUCCGCCACCAUGGGAGGUGCAGCAAGCCGCGGCCACGAAGAUCCAAGCGCACGUGCGUGGGAAGCAGGGCCGAGCUCGCGCUUCGAAGCUGCGCAAGAAGACCUUCACACGCCGGUCCGCGCUGAAGCUGCAGAUGCGAGCGGCCGAUGAGGAAUCACCGACGCCUGGGCUCCAUCGGCAACCUUCCAAGGCUGCCCCUGUGCCUCCGGCGAAACGUCGACCCUCAGCCGGUGCCAAGAGACCGGAUGAUGCACUGCAGGAGCCCGGCGAGUUCGAGCAGUCGAAGGCUUUGCCCAGCCGUCUGCCCGCCAUUCCACCAGAGGUUGCCGCCACGAAGAUCCAAGCGGCAGUGCGAGGGCAUCAAGCACGCCGUCGUGUCGCGCACUCGCGGCCUCGAAAAGCACGGAUACUUUCGGCUUCGCGAUCUCAGCUCACGGAUGCAGAGGAGAGUGAGGAGGACGAAGAAGAGGAGGAGGAGGAGGAUGGAGAAGAGGAAGACGAGGAAGACGAUGAGGAGGACGGCGGCAGCGUUGCCGUCUUGGGGCCGCCUGUAGGCGAGACGGAAUAG